Molecule: messenger RNA, 1500 nt
Organism: Purpureocillium lilacinum
Lineage: Eukaryota; Fungi; Ascomycota; Sordariomycetes; Hypocreales; Ophiocordycipitaceae
Biological process (GO): spliceosomal snRNP assembly
Cellular component (GO): nucleus; SMN complex
Source: RefSeq, a predicted model, not a curated record
AUGGCCACCAAGCGCGACUACGACGACGUCGACGAUGGCGAGGUCACCGACGAUGACCCGAGCGCCAAGCGCGCGAGGAAGCACACGGGUGCGCAGCGCCUGCACCAGCACCAGAACGCGGCCAUAGAUCCGACCUGGGGACAGAAAUAUGUCUUCUCCAAUAUCAGCGAAAUGUCUACCAUUCCGUACGGCGAGGAGUCGGACUUUGAGGACGAUGCGGAUGCGAUGGCCUACUUGCGGUCGGUCAGGGAGCAAGCGCUUGGCAUCCCUCACAUGCUCGUGGCUCCAAAGAAACAGAUUGGCCCCCAACUACCGCCCGAGCUGCGACAGGCAAGCGAGGAAGCCCGCAAUGACGAUGGCGACGGCGACGGCGAAGACGAGGACGAACCAGCACAGGCCGAUUACGGCGAGUACCAAAGCGGCGCCGAGGCCAGGGGCUGGUACGAGGACGGCGCAUACAUUGCCCAAGCCGAGUCAGAAAGCUACGGGCAGCCUGGUGACGAGGGUGAUUCCGAAAGGGAGCUCCAUCAAGCAUACUAUGCGUCCAUCCUAGCUCGUUACCGCCGACUACGGUCUACCCUUCACGCAGAACCCCCGACCAGCGCGGCGCGGCGCCUACCCUCCGGCCGCCCAACCACCGCCGCGCCCCUCGACGGCAAGUCGACAACCCACAAGACCUGGUCCGCCGCCAUGCGCAACACGGACCCUCACCCGCUGCAGCUCGCCCUCAUGUCCAAAGACUCGGUCAUCCGCGUCCUACGCGUGCUCCUCGGUGGGCGGUUCCUGCGCCUCGGAUACACGCUCUCUGAGCGCACUAGCCAAUGGGUAUGGGCCCUGCUCGCGCGGCUGCCGGAACCGUGGGAGCUGGACCACACGGAGAUUGGCUGGGUGCGCGACCUGGGACGCCGUGCGAUACUGCUCGGCCGGAGCCUUGCGGAGAUGGCGGCCUUGCGGGACGAUCUAGAGGAGGGCCAGCUGGGGGUGCACGAAAUGGUCGACCAAAGCAGUAGCGUCGAGCUGGGCACGGAUGCAUACGUCGGCUACGGCGUGGAUAGCGCAGACUCUGACGCUGCCGAUGGCCCAAGGCAAAAGGACAAGGAAAUGCAAGAAACCAAACAAGUCGAAGAGAAUGAUGAUGACACAAAAGAGGUCGAGUCCGAAGAGGAAGGCCAAAUCUCGGACGACGACAAUGGCGACGCCGCGUCUGUCGCCAUGGAUCUCUCAUCGGGCUCCGAGGAUGGGGAGGUGGCGCCCUCGGUACAGGCUCCGGAUGACGGCCACGCUGCCCUCGAAGCUGCCAAGCAAGCGUUCUUGGCCCGCCUCGAGGGUGAUGCGACGGUCGAUGCGCCAGAGGAUGAGUCUGAGGAGGCGCAAGAGGCGGCCAGGCUGCGUCUGCGCAUCAAUAUGCGCGCGACGCUCGACAUGAUUCUCACCGUGGCGGGCGAGUUUUACGGCCAGCGGGAUCUGCUGGACUUUCGGCAGCCCUUUGUGGGCAUGUGA